UCCCGCGCCAUGUCGCAUUGCGCGCAGAUUGCGAUGGUGGAUGGCGUGGUGGUAACGUAGUGAUAGUGUUUGUGUGAGUGUGUGUUUGAGUGAGAUUUGUUUGGUUUCCUCAUUUAGUGAUUGAAAAAUGAGUUGUUUUAUACAAGUGGCGGAUGAAGAGAAUGAGGAACCCAUUGAGAUUCCCGUUGAGGAAGAUGGGACGCUGCUGCUGUCGACACUAGCGGCGCAGUUCCCGGGUGCUUGUGGAUUGAAAUAUCGGUCUGAAACAAGAAGUUUGAGAGGUGUGCGUCUGUUGGACGGAAAACUUCGUCCUCCAGAGAAUGGAUGGGGAAAUGCUGUAUAUCUGUGUGUGUUCCCAAAAGAAACUCCAGAAGGUGAGGGACGCUCGGCAGCCAGCAGGGGCUCAGAGAACAAACGCAAAAACGAUGACCAGCUGGAGGCCAGCCUGGCCAAGACGAAGCGGCUGGAGCUCAAACAGAAGUGCUCCGACCUGAUCGUGCUCGGUCUGCCGUGGAAAACCACCGAACAGGAGCUGCGCGAGUACUUCGAGUCGUUUGGAGAGGUCCUCAUGGCACAGGUGAAGAAGGACCCCAAGUCGGGACAGAGUAAAGGCUUCGGCUUCAUCCGUUUCGGCACGUUCGAGUCUCAGAUGCGCGUGCUGAGCCAGCGGCAUAUGAUCGACGGACGCUGGUGCGACGUCAAGAUCCCCAACUCGAGGAGCGGCGAGGGACAACAGAACCAGGUGCCCUGCAAGGUGUUCGUGGGCCGCUGCUCAGACGACAUCACCCAGGAAGAUCUGCGCGACUACUUCUCCCAGUUCGGCGAGGUCACAGACGUCUUCAUCCCCAAGCCGUUCCGGGCGUUCUCUUUUGUUACCUUCCUGGACCCUGACAUAGCGCAGAGUCUCUGCGGAGAGGAUCACAUCAUCAAGAACACGUCGGUGCACGUCAGUAACGCGGCGCCCAAGACGGACCACGCGGCACGUCAUGGGUUCGGACGCGGCCAUCCGCGUGACGCCGGCCGCCCGGGAAUGGGUGGAUACGGACCGGCGCAGCACGGCUACGGCAGUCAGGGCAUGAACGGCGGCUGGGGCGGCCAGCACCAGAGCGGUCGCGGCACAGAGAUGCCCAAUCUGGCGGCGCUGGGCACCUCGCUGGGUAUCGGCGGUCAGGGCGGACACCAGCACCCCAACAGCCAGGGCCCGAACCCAGCCCAGAUGGGCGUCGGACCGAUGAACCUCGGUCUUAACCCGCUGGCGGUGGCGGCGGCGCUCAACCAGGCCGGCUGGGGCCUGCUCAGCAAUCUGCCCGGCCAGUCGCCCGACACACCGAUGGCCUACAGCCAGGCGGGGCCGGCGCCGGCCAGCCAGGCGCAGGGCCCGCCGUCGAUGGCAGCCAGCGGCCAGCCGGGCGGCGGACCGGCCGGCGGCAGCUUCCUCAACUGGAUGAACCAGGGCGCCGGCGACGGUGGCGGCGGCGGCGGCGGCAGCGCGAUGCCGCAGCCGCCGGGCAGCCAGCCGCCGGCCGGCGCUGCCGCUGGCUGGCCGCAGCGCUCCGAUCAGAAGCAAUCAGCCGGCGCCGGGCCAGGCUACGGCCGCAACCCCGACUACGUCUGAGCGGCGGCCCGUACCGCGGCGACCACCCUGUACAUAGCGGCGGAGGCCGCGCGCGCGCGCCUGCGCCAGCACUAACCCUCCAUUUGGGCGCAUCCUGGGUGUUGUAGCUGUCUUGGCUUUUGUUAUUGUUACUGGUGUGCUGGAUGGUAUGGGCGGCGACACGCGGCUCCGUCUCUCCGUUGUCGCUUUUAGAGUUCUUCAUGUUGUGUUGGACGCGCGGGGCGUCGCGCGCGGCCCUCCACGCGGGCGGCGGCGGCCGGCGGCCGCUCGCCGCCGCUCGGGUAGCGCCUCAGGGCGGUAGAGGUGACUCGUCUCUUAUUUUUGGUAUGCGGUGGCGUAUAAUAUAACCCCGGUUGUAGGUCUGUGGGGCGCGGCGCUCACGGUUGCGCGGCCGCUGACGCGCGCGCGGCGUCUUCGGUAGUUGUGACUGUCCCCUCGGUGUUCUAGGUAAGCGCCGCCGCGCUUAGCGGUCGUAGCUCCACACUCUAUCUUGUUCUCUCCCCUAUUUCUAUCCACCGGCGACUGCGGCGUCUCUCGUCAGGCGCGCUGCGGCGGGUCGGCGGUCGGCGAGCUCAGAUACCCGGCAGGGGUAGGCGCGCCGACCACCGGCCGGCCGCUCACCUUCCUGUCUGCGUGCGUUAGUUGGUGUGCGCGUGUGCCUGUGUGCGUGUGCCUAGCUAGAAUAGUGGCGGCGGCACCCGACCGUCCGCAGCCGUCGUGUGGUGGCGGUCACUCUGCCUCCCGCGGCUGGUCACCAGUCGCCCCGCUGGAGGGCGCUGCAAGCGGCGGUCGGGCGCCACCAUGCCUUUCUGCGUAAAUAUGGUCUGUGUGGCGAGUGUCCUGAAGUCAAUUUUGCUUGGAAAGUCCUUAGGCCGCGCGCGAACUACUGUGUACAUACAAUCUCUCUGGGAGGAUGCGGUGGCAACCGCACGGAAUUGUAGACUGGGAAUACCUGAUCGGGAAUGUCUGUGAAUGGCUUCGGCGAUUGGCGGCGUCAGGCCGGCGGCCACGUGGCCGGCGGAUUUUACAUGUUCGGACCAAGUACAAAGCGAGAAAUUUGAGCAGGAUGGAGCGUGGUGCGCAUGCGUCUGGUGGUGUCCCGGGCGGGCGCGGUCUAUACCGGCCGCCCCCGACACCCAACGACCCGGUGUGGUGGUGGAAAACGUGACUCUAAUCUGUUGAACGUUUUGGGCCUGGCCCAAUGUCCGAGCAGCGGGCACUAAGUUGCUGUCAGAACGUUUAUAAAAAGGAUCCAAUAUAUCUCCCACGCAGAACAUA
Messenger RNA from Amphibalanus amphitrite, 2893 nucleotides. Its product is annotated as TAR DNA-binding protein 43-like. Gene Ontology annotation, molecular function: RNA binding. Gene Ontology annotation, cellular component: nucleoplasm. The coding region runs from base 128 to 1615 and encodes 495 amino acids. Gene Ontology annotation, biological process: regulation of gene expression. The record is from RefSeq and is a predicted model, not a curated record. The transcript is spliced from 5 exons. Lineage: Eukaryota; Metazoa; Arthropoda; Thecostraca; Balanomorpha; Balanidae.